Messenger RNA from Pterocles gutturalis (yellow-throated sandgrouse), 902 nucleotides. RefSeq names its product zinc finger, DHHC-type containing 2 (gene ZDHHC2). The annotation marks the transcript as partial. Lineage: Eukaryota; Metazoa; Chordata; Aves; Pterocliformes; Pteroclidae. Gene Ontology annotation, biological process: peptidyl-L-cysteine S-palmitoylation; protein targeting to membrane. The transcript is spliced from 10 exons. Gene Ontology annotation, molecular function: protein-cysteine S-palmitoyltransferase activity. Gene Ontology annotation, cellular component: endoplasmic reticulum; Golgi apparatus. The record is from RefSeq and is a predicted model, not a curated record.
AUGGCAUGGCUGCUUGGCCUUUCGUUAUAUAAUUUGCUAUUUAAACAUAAUUUUUACUCUUUCCUUUUUUCUCCUUUUUCAGUGACAAUGACAAAUAUUGGAGAAAAAGCUGUGUGCCUGGUUACUUACCACAUAUUUUUCAUGCUGUUCAUCUGGUCAUACUGGAAAACAAUCUUUACACUACCAAUGAAUCCUUCAAAAGAAUUUCAUCUAUCAUAUUCAGACAAGGAAUCUCUAGAGCAGGAGCCUAGAGGUGAAUCCCAGCAAGAAGUCUUAAGACGGGCAGCCAAGGAUCUUCCUAUCUAUACACGGACAAUGUCUGGAGCAAUCAGAUACUGUGACAGAUGCCAUCUUGUAAAACCAGAUCGUUGCCAUCACUGUUCUGUAUGUGACAAAUGCAUUUUGAAAAUGGAUCAUCAUUGCCCGUGGGUGAACAACUGUGUAGGAUUCUCCAAUUACAAAUUUUUUCUUCUCUUCUUGGCUUACUCUCUACUGUAUUGCCUCUUUAUUGCUGCAACAGAUUUACAGUAUUUUAUCAAGUUUUGGACAAAUGGCCUUCCUGAUACUCAAGCCAAGUUCCACAUCAUGUUUUUAUUCUUUGCUGCAGCUAUGUUUUCUGUCAGUCUGUCUUCUCUCUUUGGGUAUCACUGUUGGCUUGUCAGCAAGAAUAAGUCUACAUUAGAGGUAUUCAGAGCUCCCAUAUUUCGUCAUAGAACAGACAAGAACGGCUUUAGCUUGGGCUUCAGCAAAAACCUGAGGCAGGUGUUUGGUGAUGAGAAGAAAUACUGGUUGCUGCCUGUGUUUUCAAGUCUAGGGGAUGGUUGUUCCUUCCCAACUUGCCUUGUUAAUCAGGAUUCUGAGCAAGCUUCCACACCUGGUGGUCUCAAUUCAGCAUCCAAAAA